CACUAGGGAGAAAUUGUGAGCCAUAUAGAGAGAGAACAAUGGCAUCAGCUGAUAAGCCUCACGCAGUUUGCAUACCAUUCCCACACCAAAGCCACAUAAAAGCAACACUAAAACUAGCAAAGCUUCUUCACCACAAGGGCUUUCACAUAACCUUUGUCAACACAGAGUUCAACCACAGACGCUUCCUCAAAUCCAGAGGGCCCAACUCUCUCGAUGGCCUGCCUGACUUUCGAUUCGAGACCAUCCCCGAUGGCCUCCCUUCUUCGGAUUCGGACUCGACCCAAGACUCGCCUACGAUUGGUAAGUCCGUUAGAGAGAACUUUUUGGCUCCGUUUCGCGACCUCCUUGCCAAACUCAAUGACUCUGCAUCUUCAAAUGUCCCUCCUGUGACUUCCAUUGUGUCUGAUGGCUUCAUGACUUUCACCAUCACUGCUGCUGAAGAAUUUGGGCUGCCUGUUGUACUUUUGUGGACGCUUGCUGCUUGUGGUUUCAUGGGCUUCUAUCAGUUCCGCCCUCUUGUGGAGAGAGGCCUUGCACCACUAAAAGAUCCCAGCUAUCUAACAAAUGGAUACUUGGACACCCCUGUAGACUGGAUUCCUGGUAUGAAAAACAUGCGCUUGAAGGAUCUCCCAAGCUUUUUCCGCACCACGGAUCCAAAUGACGUAGUCUUCAACCUCACCAUGGAAGCAGCAGAGAGAGCACCUAAAGCUUCAGCCAUUAUUCUUCACACUUUCGACGCAUUAGAACCCGAAGUUCUGAACACUCUCUCAUCUAUGUUUCCACUUGUUUACACCAUUGGUCCUCUUCAAUUACUCCUCAAUCAAAUACCAGAACAAGAACAAUGCUUGAGCUCCGUCGGAUACAAUCUAUGGAAAGAAGAGGCAGAGUGCCUCCAAUGGCUCAAUUCCAAACAACCCGACACUGUGAUCUAUGUGAAUUUUGGGAGUGUUGUUGUAAUGAAGCCUCAAGAGGUGUUAGAGUUCGGUUUGGGACUUGCUAAUAGUAACCACUCUUUUUUGUGGGUGAUUAGGUCUGACUUGGUGGUUGGGGACUCGGCAAUUUUUGAACCUGAAUUCUUGGAGGGAAUUAAAGAGAGAGGGUUCAUAUCAGGUUGGUGUCCACAAGAACAAGUUCUAAAUCACCCAUCAAUUGGUGGGUUUUUGACACAUAGUGGGUGGAAUUCAAUUGUUGAGAGCUUGUCAGCUGGAGUGCCUAUGAUUUGUUGGCCAGUGGUUGCAGAGCAGCAGACAAAUUGUUUAUAUGCUUGCAGUGAAUGGGGGAUUGGGAUGGAGAUUGAUGGGGAUGUGAGGAGAGAGAAAGUGGAGAAAGUGGUGAGAGAGUUGAUGGAUGGAGAAGAGGGGAAGAAAAUGAAGAAGAGAGCUUUGGAGUGGAAGAGAUUGGCAGAGGAGGCCACUAGACCACUUGGUUCAUCUGCUUUGAAUUUAGACAAAUUGUUGAAUGGAGUGCUGAUGUCAAAGAGCUAGGCCGUGUGGGAUGCUUUAUAUGAGUCAUGUGGAUUAGUGGGAGAAAAGUCCCAAACACCUGAUUAUCAAAAUUUAAAAAAGAAGAAGCUAGAUUCUAGAGUCUAGUUUGAUUUGGAUAUGGGCUUGUUUGGAACAUUGAUACAUUAAUUGCUAUUGGCCCCUUUUAUUAGCUUUUAUAUGUAUUUUUUUGCUUUGCACUAGCUUUUAUUUGUUCCAAUAAAGUAGUCUUCAAAAUUUAGAAGUAACUUGGGGCAUUUUUGUUCUCUCAUGCUUCUAACUAAUUUGUACUAUAAGAUAAUAAAUUUGUACUAGUUGCAAACAUAAUGUAAUGAUGUUGCAUAAUGGAUCGAUUUUAUGCAUUUGUUUUCUUGAUUAAAA
Messenger RNA from Cornus florida, 1862 nucleotides. Its product is annotated as 7-deoxyloganetin glucosyltransferase-like. NCBI's taxonomy places the organism in Eukaryota, Viridiplantae, Streptophyta, Magnoliopsida, Cornales, Cornaceae. The coding region runs from base 39 to 1484 and encodes 481 amino acids. The transcript is spliced from 2 exons. The record is from RefSeq and is a predicted model, not a curated record. Gene Ontology annotation, molecular function: UDP-glycosyltransferase activity.